CCGGCAAUUCGGCCAGCGCACCACCCCUUCGACGAUGUCAACGCAGAUGUCAUCCUGCGGUCCUCGGAUAACGUCGAUUUCCGCGUCCAUAAGUUGAUUCUGUCGCUCAGUUCUCCGUUCUUCCGUGAUAUGUUCACUCUACCGCAAGCACCACUGGCGGAUGCGAAGGAUGAUCCAACGGAUCGGCCGGUGGUGCAUAUGAUGGAAGAUCAUGUCACGUUGGACGACAUUCUUCGGCUCUGCUAUCCCCUUACCUCUCUGACCUCUAUUAAGAAUUUUGAUCGGGUGUAUAGCGCCUUGAGUGCGGGGAUGAAGUAUGACAUG
Molecule: messenger RNA, 324 nt
Organism: Punctularia strigosozonata HHB-11173 SS5
Lineage: Eukaryota; Fungi; Basidiomycota; Agaricomycetes; Corticiales; Punctulariaceae
Exons: 1
Molecular function (GO): protein binding
Source: RefSeq, a predicted model, not a curated record